This is a messenger RNA of Saprolegnia parasitica CBS 223.65, 403 nucleotides long. RefSeq lists its product as hypothetical. Gene Ontology annotation, biological process: cell division; regulation of division septum assembly. The transcript has 2 exons. Bases 61 to 366 code for a protein of 101 amino acids. Lineage: Eukaryota; Oomycota; Saprolegniomycetes; Saprolegniales; Saprolegniaceae. The record is from RefSeq and is a predicted model, not a curated record.
CGAGAAAUAACGGUGAAUUCCGCGAGGGGCCAAAUCCCUAGAACCGAUUCCUCACGCAGCAUGCGCCAGUUCCUCCAGACGAUCCUCAAGUCCGGGGCUACGGUCGCGCCGAGCAGCGCAGCGUCGACCAAGACGAUCGCCAAGGAGCGUCUGCAGAUCAUCCUCGCCCACCAGCGCGGGUCGCAAGCGCUCGCGGGCGUCGACCUCGGCGCGCUCCAGGAAGAGCUCUUGGCGUGCGUCCAGCGCCACAUUGCCGUCGCCCAAGGCGAGAAGGUCAACAUUGCCGUCAAGCAAGAGGGCUCGAUGGACAUCUUUGAAAUGCAGGUUCCGGUGAGCGCACUGCCGGUGCGGGCGACGACACCGUGAAGCCGUGGAAGCUAAUGUACUCUUUAUCGUUGUCCUA